AUGUCGAGGAUUGACAAGGACGACAAGGUGUCUCUGCUUGCUGAAGACAAGGACAAGCACUACAAUGCUGAGGCUGAGAGUUCUCCAAAUAUGGUCCUGUUCUCCGUCCUCUUCUACAUGGUCACAUCUAUAGUGAUGGUCCUCGUCAACAAGGCUGUAUUAAACAACACAAAAGCACCACUAUCCUUCCUAUGGCUACAGAUCAUAACUGCUGUCUUUUUGCUCAAAGCCUCUGAGCUCAUGGGCUGGAUGAAACUGCCUCCUCUAGAUAUGAGUGUGUGUAGGAGGCUCAUGCCACUUAUCGGAGUCAAUGUUGUGGGGCUGGCUGUAAACACUAUUUGUUUGCAAGAGGUCGAUGCUUCGUUCUACCAGGUCGCAAGAGCACUAGUCCUCCCCCUUACAGUAAUCUUCACAUGGACAAUCCUCAAAAAACCCUCCUCAGGCCGUGUAAUCCUCACCUGCGGCAUAGUCUGCGCCGGCUUCCUAACAGGAACCCUAGAUCGCUCUCCAGGCGCAGUAUCCCUCUCAGGAAUCAUAUGGGGUCUCGCAUCAUCCGUAACAACAGCCUUCCAUUCUAUCGUCAUCAAAUCAUCACUCGAUGUGGUGAAAGGAUCCACCAUGGAUCUCGUAUGGUAUAACAAUAUCCUGUCGGCUGUUGGAUUGAUACCCAUUGUUGUGCUGGGUGGUGAAGUACCUACAUUGUAUGGAUUGGUGGCGGAUGCCUCUGCUGGUUCAUGGGGUAUUGGGGGCCUGGGUGAUGCGGAUGGGGAUACGGUGGGCACUAUUCCGACAGUGCAAAAGUCAUUGUCGACGCAAGGGAUUCAGGUCUUGUUGUGGGGUGGUUUUAUCACUGGUAUCUUUGGAUUCCUCAUCAACAUUGCAGGCUUCUUGCAAAUAAAAGUCACUUCACCAGUGACACACAUGAUAUCUUCAGCUGUUCGUGGAGUUGUACAAACUGCCUUAGCAGUAGUGAUAUUCGGAGAUAUAGUCACUACAGCAAGAGGAUCCGGAAUCUUUUUGAUUCUGGUGGGAUCCUCAUUAUACGCUUACGUCAAAAGUGAGGAAUCACGGACGCCACCUGCAUCUGGCCUCAAUGGCAAGAGUCAAGUGUGA
Molecule: messenger RNA, 1113 nt
Organism: Synchytrium microbalum
Lineage: Eukaryota; Fungi; Chytridiomycota; Chytridiomycetes; Synchytriales; Synchytriaceae
Exons: 6
Coding region: 1-1113 (370 amino acids)
Biological process (GO): GDP-fucose import into Golgi lumen; protein O-linked glycosylation via fucose
Cellular component (GO): Golgi apparatus
Molecular function (GO): antiporter activity
Source: RefSeq, a predicted model, not a curated record